Molecule: messenger RNA, 1471 nt
Organism: Momordica charantia (bitter melon)
Lineage: Eukaryota; Viridiplantae; Streptophyta; Magnoliopsida; Cucurbitales; Cucurbitaceae
Source: RefSeq, a predicted model, not a curated record
AACGGCACCAAAGAAAAAAUAUAUUAAAAAAAAAAGAAAAGGAAACUUCCAGAUCCCGAGGGCAUUUCGGUCAUUUUCAUUGGUUCCACGGCAUAUUUGCACUGUAUCCCUCCUGCUUGCUUACUUCUUCUUCCUCCUCCAAGGUUCAGAGUAAAGAAGAAGCCAUUAACAAACACCAAAUCCAAAAUCUCAGAGUGCGUUGCAAGCGAGCCGAUCAAACUCCAUAACUUCAUUCUGUUCUUCCAAUUUCCCUUUCGUUUUUCGCUUUUUCUUCUCUUUGGCUUCUCUGCAAAUCCCAAUUCCUCCCUUCUCCGAUGGACAGAACCACUCCUGUUCGGAAGCCCCACACCUCCACCGCAGAUCUCCUCACUUGGCCUGAAGUUCCGGCCGCCGAUUCCCCCGCCCUUCCCUCUUCUGCUACUCGCUCCGCUCCCAGGUCCCAUCAGCCCUCCGAUGGGAUCAGUAAGGUGGUGUUUGGAGGCCAGGUCACGGAUGAGGAGGUUGAGACCUUGAACAAAAGGAAACCCUGUUCUGGGUAUAAAAUGAAGGAGAUGACUGGCAGUGGCAUUUUUGUUGCCAACGAAGGAGAUGAUGAGCUAGAAUCUGGAAGCGCCAACCCUGCCCAGAAUAAAACAGGAAUACGUAUGUACCAGCAAGCCAUGGCUGGAAUUAGUCAUAUUUCAUUCGGUGAAGAAGGAAGUGUUUCUCCUAAAAAGCCCACUACUGUACCCGAGGUUGCGAAGCAGCGUGAGUUGAGUGGGAACUUAGAGAGCGACUCUGAUGCAAAGUUGAAGAAGCAGCUCUCCGAUGCUAAAUGCAAGGAGCUCAGUGGGCAUGACAUAUUCGCAGCUCCUCCUGAAAUUCUACCCCGACCAACAACUGCACGCACUUUGGAUUUAAAAGGAAGCAUCGAGAUAGGGGAGCCUGCUCAUAAUAGAAAUGCCAUCCCCGGAGAAGAACCUUCCGUAAAGACAGCAAAGAAGAUUUAUGACAAGAAAUUUUCAGAGCUAUCAGGGAAUGACAUCUUCAAAGGCGACGUUCCUCCAUCGUCUGCAGAGAAACCGUUGAGCGUGGCAAAAUUGCGAGAGAUGAGUGGCAGCGACAUAUUUGCAGAUGGGAAGGUAGAGACGCGAGACUACUUGGGCGGGGUACGCAAGCCCCCGGGCGGGGAGAGCAGCAUUGCCUUGGUUUAAUUUAUCUAGGUUCUAACAAAACUCAUAUACUUUCACUUGGUGGGGGAGAAGAUGGGGAUAUGGUACUAUGCAAAUUGAAAAUUGUCAUCGGUUUGGGUAAUUAUGUUUUAGGUUUAACAACUAUGGAGUCUACUAAUUGGGUUGUGAGUCCAUAAUGUUUCUGUACUUGAUUGUGUGGUCUGUGUAGUGCAGUUAUCUUUGUUGUCUCUGCCUAUUUUACUUCACUUUUCGGGUUUUCAUUUAUUUAUCAUUAUAUUAUUGAUUAAUUCAUUCAGUUA